Messenger RNA from Phlebotomus papatasi, 766 nucleotides. Its product is annotated as succinate dehydrogenase cytochrome b560 subunit, mitochondrial-like. Bases 132 to 662 code for a protein of 176 amino acids. NCBI's taxonomy places the organism in Eukaryota, Metazoa, Arthropoda, Insecta, Diptera, Psychodidae. Gene Ontology annotation, biological process: mitochondrial electron transport, succinate to ubiquinone; tricarboxylic acid cycle. The record is from RefSeq and is a predicted model, not a curated record. Gene Ontology annotation, cellular component: membrane. Gene Ontology annotation, molecular function: electron transfer activity; succinate dehydrogenase activity. The transcript has 2 exons.
UUUGCUGUAAAAAUGUUGUAUGAGUAUGACAUGUAAAUUGUGUAUUUUGGUCCUGCCGGGUAAUCAAAGAGGCAUUGAAAUUGAAAAUAAAAAUACUUCAUUUGCAAAAUAAGAAGAAUAUCUUCUUAAAAAUGGCUCUCCAUCUCACCAGGGCACUCUGCGGACGAAGUGCUGCACUGAAACUUGGUGCUGGACAAUUUGGCAGCCCUCUUCUUGCCUCCCGGACAAUUGUAAUGAAGCCAAUGGUCCCUAGAGUCGAUGAUGCUGCCAGUCACGAUGAGAGGAAUAGCAAAUUGGGGCGUCCUCUUUCUCCACAUUUGACUAUUUACAAGUAUGAGAUUACCAUGGUUUUCUCUAUUACGCACAGAAUUACCGGAAUGGCCCUGGGAGCGUACAUGGCAGCCUUUGGCGUUGGGGCUCUGGUGUGUCCACACGAUUUCUCUUAUUACGUUGAUGUUGUGGAGUCCUGGAAACUCAGUGCGCCAACGCUCAUGGCAGCUAAGUUUAUCCUGGCGUAUCCUUUUACUUACCACCUGGCCAAUGGGAUGCGGCACCUGCUUUGGGAUACAGGCAAGUGCCUGAAAAUUAAGGAAGUAUGGAGCACAGGAUAUACCAUGUUGGCUGUCUCUGUGGGGCUCGCGGCAAUCCUAGCUGCGAUGUAAAUCCCUUUGUUGAUUGCUUUGUACAGGAUUAAAGAGAAGUUUGCUGCAUCUGUCUUUUCUUUUUGUGUAGUACGUUCGAAUAAAGAAUCCCCGGAUCCUUGGAA